Arabidopsis arenosa is the source of this 1895-nucleotide messenger RNA. Lineage: Eukaryota; Viridiplantae; Streptophyta; Magnoliopsida; Brassicales; Brassicaceae. The record is from the annotation of a GenBank genome assembly.
CGGCGACGCCGUUGUUGUUACUGUUAAAGCGUAGAUGGUGCAGUGUGUUACCACUUUGUACGGAUAAUAAAGGAGAUCCAAUAAGGAGUAAAUAUCUGACGACAAGUUAAAACAAAGGGCGAUUUCAUUUUAGUGAAUUUGGGAUUUGGGCUCGCCAUGGCUCCUGGAGGCAGUGCUUUGAAAGAAGUCAUGGAAUCUAAUUCAACGGGAAUGGAUUACGAGGUUAAAACGGCAAAAGUUGAAGUUAAUAAUAACAAACCUACAAAACCAGGGAGUGCAGGGAUUGGAAAAUAUGGGAUCCAUUCGAACAAUGGUGUUUAUGAGCUUCUUGAAUGUCCCGUGUGUACAAAUUUAAUGUACCCUCCAAUUCAUCAGUGUCCAAAUGGCCACACAUUAUGUUCAAACUGCAAAGUGAGAGUGCAGAACACAUGCCCUACAUGUCGCUAUGAGCUUGGUAAUAUAAGAUGCUUAGCUCUUGAGAAAGUUGCAGAGUCUUUGGAAGUUCCAUGCCGGUACCAAAAUUUGGGGUGUCAUGACAUUUUUCCUUACUACAGCAAGCUUAAGCACGAGCAGCAUUGCAGGUUUAGGCCUUACACUUGUCCUUAUGCUGGUUCUGAGUGCUCGGUUACAGGUGAUAUCCCCACACUUGUUGUUCAUCUCAAAGAUGAUCAUAAAGUCGAUAUGCAUGACGGAUGCACCUUCAACCACCGAUAUGUAAAGUCAAAUCCACAUGAAGUCGAAAAUGCUACAUGGAUGCUUACGGUGUUCAACUGUUUCGGGAGACAGUUCUGUUUACACUUUGAGGCGUUCCAGCUGGGAAUGGCUCCAGUGUACAUGGCAUUCCUUCGUUUCAUGGGAGAUGAGAACGAGGCGAAGAAGUUCAGUUACAGCUUGGAAGUAGGAGCUCAUGGACGUAAAUUAACAUGGCAAGGGAUCCCUAGAAGCAUCCGUGACAGUCACAGGAAAGUGCGGGACAGUCAAGACGGACUCAUCAUCCCAAGAAACCUCGCACUCUACUUCUCUGGAGGUGAUAGGCAAGAACUCAAGUUGAGAGUGACCGGGCGAAUCUGGAAAGAGGAGUAAAGCAAAACGAAGAAAAGAAGGAACUGAUUGAAAAAUGAUGUACAUAAGAAGAAGCCUCGUGGAGAGCUAAUGAUCAUAUGGAAGAUUUGAAGUUUGUUGUCUGGUUUUAGUGUGGUAUAAUGGAGUCUUCUCCAAUGGGAAUGAAGAUGAGAUGAUGAUGAUGACAAAUCUUCUAUGAUGAAUCAGUUUGGAGGAGCCAUUGUUACUAUUUGUGGCUGCAAGAACUAUAUUAUCUCUGUAUUUUUUCUUUUUUUGUUGGGUUUCUUUUUUUGUGGUUUCAGAGAAUGUAGGAAAAAGUAAGACAUGAUUUUGGCUAUGUUCUUGUUGUAAAACCAAGUUCAAAAAAGAUUGGUGCACUUUUUUUCUGUUCACAAUGGUGAUUUUUAGACUCUUUAAUAGCAGUAGUAGUAUCUUAAAUUCGAUUCAGUUUAGGUGUUUCAGCUUAUAGAUAUUGAGGAGGAAUGUAACAACAUUGCCUGUCUGUAAGCACUUCAGUUUCACUAUUCCAUCUUACUCUGAUGGAAAAUCAACCUUCUUCAGAUGAAUCAGCAGAAACAAAACCUGUAUAUGUGAUUCUUGCUUGGAAACAGAGCUGAAAUCUAGGGAUUAUAUGCAUGAUGGAAUGAUUACUCUUGAAACAAGUGAGAUUAUAUCAGGUAGUACUCAUGAAUCUCAUGAGCAUUCAGAAUUCUCAGAUCCAUUUGAUAUCAGGAAGCAGAACUCAGAAGUGUGGAAAUAGACAAGAGUGUUUCAACAAGUUUGUAAAAGCUUGAUUGGAUCCUUUUACUUUUUGAUAAAAAUGUCUUAUAACU